AUGACUUUGAGCGAGGACCAAAAAUGCACAGCCUGGCAAGUCUUGGCAGAGUUGGCGGAGGUCGAGCUUGAUGCAGCAAUCGGUACAAUCUCGCGUUUGCUCGAGGUUCGAGAUUUACACGAUACAAAACGACCAAGAAUCUUGUCUGUGCUGGCCGUUCGGGCUUGCGUGGAGCGCUCUUCCGAUCCUGUGUGCACCUCACUGGCGUCAUCAUCUUUCGGAAACCACGUGCUGAACGCCAUUCAAAGCUCGCUGCGAGAGCUACGACUUGCCGCUGCACAAAGCAUCGCAUGUUUUCUGCGUCAAAGCUUGCCGGAAAGCAUUCGAAGCCAGAAUCGCCAACUUGCACUAGAGUGGCUCCGUAAGCUCUCGGAUCGCAACAUUGCCAACGAGCAAGAGACCCUCAUCGCCGCUUGGGGCCAAGUAGCCUUGUCUUGCGAAGACGCGGAGCUAAAUUUGGUCCUACUGCGCUUGGUAGAGUACCUUGGGCACAGCAAUCCCUUGGUCUGUGCUCUUGCCUUCAAUGAGAUGGAACUUAUAGCUGCAGCUCGAGGUCAAGCGCCGAAAGACCUCUUCUCGCCAUUCUGGAGAUCGAUAGCAGUUACGGUGGUGCAAGAUCUCCACAGCAGACCGCAAAAGACUCAACAGCUGUGCGAUUUGCUGAACAUGGACGUAGACGCCUUCCUCAUAUUGACUCAGCAACAAACCUUGCCUUACUUGGUUCUAAUCAAGAAGAAAGACGUGCUACAAAGGAUCGCUCGCGCCCGUGGAAAUGGCAGUACCAUCUAUGACAUUUGCACGCAGCCAAUCUCCAACCUGGCCUCGAUUCUCGCACUCUUACUUUCGCAAUCAGCAAGUGAUGCAGAAGACUCGGCCUUCGCUUGCUUGGUGGAGGUGGCACCCGAACUUCGACAAGCGGACAUUGGAAGUCUGGUCAAAGUCGAUGCUGUGUUGGUGGCUUGUGAAAUGCUCAAAUUAUGCGGAGACGAGGGCGUGGAAAGGAAGUCGAGAGCUUACCAGGCUUUCCAGACGUUGGCACAUAUUGUCGAGAGAGCUCCAGGUCAGCGCAAGGCCCACUCGAAAUCCUCUAAGGCUGUCAGCCAAUUUCUUGAAAACCAGGUUCUUGGAAUCCUGACGCAUUUCUCAGGAGUGCUGGAGAAUGUUUCCGGGGCAGAGUCAACGCCCGAGAAAAUCAGGUGUCUCAAAGGCUUAGCGGAUAUGCUGAUACUGGGCAAGGGCAAGCUCUCAUUCGCUUUACCUCAAAUACGGUCCUGCUUGCACUCCGGUUUGGAACAGCCAGAGCUGUGUGAGGUUGCAUACGAUGCUUGGCUCACCAUGAUACCUGUACUGGAGGAUGAAGACAUUCCCGAGAUUGUCGACGAAACGUUCGUGCUCAUUGCCCGAUAUUGGUCAGCGAUCUCGCCUGAUCUUCAGCGAAAGACACAUGAGAUGCUCGAACAACUGGUCAAAUCCCACAACACUAUGCUUCAGGAAAAUAUCAUGACUUUACCAUCGCUCGAAGGAAUCCCCCUCCUGUCCAAGUUUGCCGCAGAGUUCGAGCGACUCAAAAUUCAGGAGAGCGUUGAAAGUCACUGCAAAGCCUUUGCAAAGCGCCUAAAAGAUGACAGCGGCAUGGUCACUUUGCAGGCUAUUCACGAGCUGGUGCCCUUCCUUGAAAAGAAUCAAGAUUUCGUUCACGAUACAGCAGCGAGCGAGCAUCCAUCGCCUGUUUUGGCGGACCUUCUCUGUGCGCUUCUUGACGCAACUGUAAAGCAUUCAAGUACAGAUGUGCAUGUCGCCAGACAGUGCGGCAAGGCACUCGGCAUUAUAGGUUGUUUGGACCCUAACAGAGUCGAAGCUUCCCGGAAGAAGAGAAAUCUUCUAGUUCUGUCCAACUUUGACAAAGCAAGCGAAGUCAUUGACUGGGUGGUCUCUCUUCUGGAGGACGUUCUCGUAAAAUCCUUCAAAUCGGUCACCAAUGCACGUGCGCAGGGCUUUGUCGCAUACACCAUGCAAGAGCUACUUGGCUUUUGCAACUUCACAGAAGUCGCCGCUUUGCGUCCACGAUCCUCACAGGUACCUGGAGCUUUCAAUCGCUGGAACGAAAUGCCCGAGCAGGUUCGCACCACUUUGACGCCGCUCUUGACGUCCAAAUAUCGGGUCAGCAGUGGCAGCACUCCAAGCGCACCAAAUCGCUCAUAUCCGAAUUUCUCAGCAGAUGACAGCCACGGACACUGGUUGAGAUCCAUCACUUACGAUCUCAUGUUUAAAGGCAAAGGUGACAAUGCAAAGGCAAUAUUCGAGCUUCUCGCAAGAAUCAUUCGUGGAAACGAUCUGGGCAUCGCUCGCUUUGUCUUCCCCUACGCUGCAUUGAAUGUCAUAAUUGGUGGUACCGAGACCGAGUUCCAACAGCUGGUUGAAGAAUUCAUGAGCGUGCUCAAGUCCUCUCCUUCCUCUUCUAGUCAACAAGAAACCAUUCAACUCUGCAGCGAGAGUGUCUUUGCAGUGCUGGAUUACAUGUCUACAUGGCUGAGAGAGAAGCGGAAAGAGUUGGGCGAAACGAGGGCUGCAGCAUACAAGACUGGGCAUUCCCCUAACGAAUUCGACGAAGCGAGAGAUAUGGGACAAAUCGACACCGUGGAGAGAUUUUUGACUUCGAUUCCUGCUGCGAUCAUCGCUGACCAGGCUAUGGACUGUCGCUCUUAUGCACGAGCUCUCUUCCAUUGGGAGCAGCACAUUCGGCAGGAACGAUCACGCUCUAUUCCUCCUGGACAGUCACCCCUCAUCCCAACUGCAAAACAAAGCGAGAAGGAAGAGCUCAUGUAUGAAAGACUCCAGGACAUCUACGGUCACAUUGAUGAGCCCGACGGCUUGGAGGGCAUUGCGGCCCACCUACCACUUGUAACUGAAGAACAGCAAACCAUCAAUCAUGCCAAGGCUGGACGCUGGACUGCUGCUCAAGCUUGGUACGAGCUACAGCUGGCAGAUAAUCCAACACGCACUGACCUACAACAUGACCUUCUGAGAUGUCUACAAGAGACUGGCCAGUACGCACCUUUGCUCAGAUACGCCAAUAGCUUUCUAGAUGCAAGCCAGGACCCGGACGUUUUGCACGAUGCUAUCAGAAUUCAUCUUCCCUUGGCUGCUGAGGCAUGCUGGAUGACUCAAGAUUUCUGCGGUCUUGAGCAACGGCUUCUUUUGCUCCCGAGAGACGAAUCACUCGACUUUAACCUAGGCAUCGGACGCUCAUUGGUACGCGCCGCCGGGGAGGCGCGCGAGUCGCUUAAUGACGAAGUGAAGAGUCUAAGACAGUCGAUCGUGGAGAGUUUGUCUAUGUCUUCCACUGAUUCGCUCCAGACGUGUCACUCUGAAAUGGUCAAACUGCACGUUCUUUACGAGAUGGAAGCAUUAAUGGCGACUGAUCGAGAUGGUUCAUCAGCUCUGAUGAAGACUUUUGAGAAGAGAUUGAAUGCUGUCGGGGCAUAUGUUCACGACAAGCAGUACAUUCUUGGCAUUCGUCGUGCAGCGAUGCGCUUGCGACCCGAAUCGUACUCGCAAAAUAAAGCCGGAGCUCUAUGGCUGGCCACUGCUCGACUGGCUAGGCAGUCCAAGAACAUUAACAGUGCAUAUAAUGCAGUCCUGAAAGCGUACGAUUGCGAGGAUAAAGGCGCCAAGAUCGAAGAAGCAAGACUGCUCUGGCAUGAGGGACACCAGCGUCAAGCCAUACAGUCUCUGCAAGCUACUAUCGAUUCUGGAAUCUUUGAUGGAGAAGAGACAUCAUCUGAAGCUAGGACGGAUGGCAACUUGUCGAUUAACCUCAGCGAAAUCAAUGGCUUCAAGCAGAACCCUCUGGCUGGCAAGGCCAUGCUUCUACUUGCAAAGUGGCUUGACGCUUCUGGCCAGAGUCAAACCAAAGAUAUGACGGACCGCUACCAGCUCGCCGCUCGCCGCCAUCAGCGAUGGGAGAAAGGUCAUUACUACCUGGGCAAACACUACACCAAAUUGCUUGAGGCUCAGAAAGCGCUUCCUCGGGACAAGCAGACCCAAGCGUUCUUGACUGGAGAUCUGACCAAACUUGUGAUCGAAAAUUCCUUGCGAUCGAUACCAUUCGGCAAUAAAUACUGGCAUGAGACCAUUCCGCGUAUCUUGACUCUCUGGCUCCAGCUCGGGAUGGAUGCGGAGAAGCGCACGCCGAAAGAUGAACAGGCCACUUUCGACAAGCGAGUGAGAUCGCUCCAGGCUUGUAACAAGCAAUUGCAGAAGUACUUUGAUCGGGUACCGCCGUACGUCUUCUAUCACGCCUUGCCACAAUUGAUUUCGCGGAUCACACAUCCUCAUCCCGAUGUGUGGAAGCAGAUAUGCAACAUCCUCACCAGAAUCGCUGCAAAUCAUCCCAGUCAGACUUUGUGGAGCUUACUUGCUGUCGUCAAAUCUUCCGAUCGGACAAGAGUGGAUCGAGGCCAAGAGGUAUUGAACAAGCUGAAAGACCCCAAGAACAAGCCGAAGAACGACGCUUCAGCCAUCGAUUUACGCAGCCUCAUCGCACAGGGCAUUAAGCUUUGUGAUGGCCUCUUGCUGGCUUGCGAGCAGCCGAUCGAGAACCGAGCUACGGGUGUGAGCUUGACCAAGGAUCUGUCGUUCAACGCCAAGCUUGCGCCGAGCAACCUUGUCGUGCCGGUGGAGGCGACUUUGACAGCUACCGCGCCGGCCGUAUCCAACAGCGAGACGAUCCGGAAGCACAAGGCUUUUGCUCAAGACAAGAUCACGAUAGCAGGUUUUGAGGAUAAUGUCCUCGUGUUGAACUCACUGCAACGGCCGCGCAAGAUCACUGUGCGUGGCUCCGACGGCAGGCUCUACGGACUUCUCUGCAAGCCGAAGGACGACCUGAGGAAAGACCAGCGUCUCAUGGAGUUUAACGGGAUUAUCAACCGGGCGCUCAAGAGGAAUACCGACAGCAGCAAGCGACGCUUGUACAUCAAGACGUAUGCUGUGACGCCGUUGAGUGAAGAAUCUGGAAUUUUGGAGUGGGUGGAAGGAAUCAAGCCUAUCCGCGAUAUUCUCCUGGGACUCUACUCGCGCAAGGGCGUGAGGCCGAAUUACAACGACAUCAAGAAAAGCCUGGACCGCGCAUGUGCCAGUCACGAGAACGCGCACAUAUUCGCAGAGGAGGUGCUGAAGCAAUUCACGCCUGCGUUGCAUGAGUGGUUCACCGAGACUUACCCGGAGCCCGAGACAUGGUUCAACUCACGAAUCCGCUACUCUCGGUCAGCAGCAGUCAUGUCGAUGGUGGGACACAUUCUCGGGUUGGGAGAUCGUCACGGCGAGAAUAUUCUGCUGGAAGAGAGCACGGGUGGAGUGUUCCAUGUGGAUUUCAACUGUCUCUUUGACAAAGGCCAGACAUUCGAGAAGCCGGAGCUGGUGCCGUUCAGAUUGACGCACAACAUGGUUGACGCGAUGGGACCAUAUGGCUACGAGGGACCAUUCCGGAAGUCUUCGGAGCUGACGCUUGGCCUGCUGCGACAAGAACGCGACACUCUGAUGACGGUCCUUGAGACAUUCCUCUACGACCCGACAACGGACUUCGUGGGAGGAAAGAAGAAGAGAUUCACAGCUGGAGUGCCCGAGACGCCGGCAGACAUCCUCGAAAGCGUGGCAACGAAGCUGAAAGGCCUGUUGAAAGGCGAGAGCGUUCCGCUCAGCGUGGAAGGGUAUGUCGAUGCUCUGAUUCAGCAAGCCACGAGCCACUUCAACCUCGCGAGCAUGUACAUCGGUACGUUGGCUGGCGUAGAUUUCUUACGUGCUUCUAUUUUCGUGAUACACGACUUGGCUGACCUUUUUGAUGUCUAG
This is a messenger RNA of Pseudocercospora fijiensis CIRAD86, 5847 nucleotides long. RefSeq names its product phosphatidylinositol 3 and 4-kinase. Gene Ontology annotation, cellular component: nucleus. Gene Ontology annotation, molecular function: protein binding; protein serine/threonine kinase activity. Gene Ontology annotation, biological process: DNA damage checkpoint signaling; protein phosphorylation; telomere maintenance. The coding region runs from base 1 to 5847 and encodes 1948 amino acids. The transcript has a single exon. Lineage: Eukaryota; Fungi; Ascomycota; Dothideomycetes; Mycosphaerellales; Mycosphaerellaceae. The record is from RefSeq and is a predicted model, not a curated record.